AUGAACGUAGACGAUUUGCUAAAUCAGUUAGAUGACCUUGAUUUUUCAAAUAUGAAUGUCAAAUAAAAGCAAUAGGGAAGCUAAUAAAAAAGUACUUCAGCUACUGGAUCAUUUUAAUAAACAUCUUAUCAAUCUUAUGACCAAAAGCUUACAAGCGUUAGCAAUUAACCCAAUACUAACUCUACAUUAAAUAAAUAUAAUCCGUUUCAAGAAGAUGAAGAUUACUUUAAACCUACUUCAGUUCCAACAAAGCCAUAAACAAGUUUAUAAAAAGAUUAAUAUAUUUCAAAUUAAAGCUAUAAGCAAUCAUCUAAUGAUAAUAAUAAAGGAUUAGGAGAUAUUGAUGAUCUAUUAGACAUUCUUAAUCAAGAAGAUUAUAAAGUUUAAAAGGGUUAAACAAAGGUAGCAUAAUAAGAUAUUUCAUAGCCAAUUAAAUAGAGUGAUGCUCCUAAAGCUAAUCAAAAGCUAACAACUUGCUUGAAUCCUUAUCUUUGUAAUGGUAAUUCAGAUUAUGCAAGUGACGAAUUUAAUAUGAGAAAAAGAGUCUGUAAUGCUUUAAGAUGCUCUUUAUGUAAUAUAAUGAUCACUAAAUUAGUUGAUUAUAAAUGGGCUUAGGAUGCAGAUCUAUUAUUCUUUAGGAAUAACUUCUCAAGAAAAGAAAAAUUGAUUACAAAAGCCAUUAGCGAUAGCUCAUACAGUGCUUAUUCUUGUCAGUGCAGAGGUACUUCUGUUAAUAAAUUAACUACUCUUGCCGAGUGUAACAUGAAAGAGUGGCGCUGCACUGGACACUUCGACUGA
Tetrahymena thermophila SB210 is the source of this 798-nucleotide messenger RNA. Its product is annotated as C8orf37-like protein, putative. The record is from RefSeq and is a predicted model, not a curated record. The transcript has 5 exons. NCBI's taxonomy places the organism in Eukaryota, Ciliophora, Oligohymenophorea, Hymenostomatida, Tetrahymenidae. Gene Ontology annotation, cellular component: cytosol.